Messenger RNA from Bipolaris victoriae FI3, 522 nucleotides. RefSeq lists its product as hypothetical. The coding region runs from base 1 to 522 and encodes 173 amino acids. The record is from RefSeq and is a predicted model, not a curated record. Lineage: Eukaryota; Fungi; Ascomycota; Dothideomycetes; Pleosporales; Pleosporaceae. The transcript has 3 exons.
AUGAGACUUUCACUUUUUCUGUCUGCUAGUGCAGCUUUCUUGCUCGCAACAGCUACAUCAAACGAAGGAUCGCUAUCUGAGGCCAUCAAAGGCCUCGCCAAGGGCAACGGCGUUCAAGUGCUAGGGUAUGAUGGAGUGCUGCGUAGCCUGAAUCUAGAGCGCACCAAGGUCAUCGAUUACAUCCAACUCGACAAAGAUCAAGUUGCCGAGUAUGUUAAGACCCGCUUAGAUGAGAGUGUCCGAGAGCACUUCACUGGAGUCGACGGCACGACCGUUAUCUCCAAGGAACAGUUGCUAGCUGUUCCAGACUUCAUCCAGCCGUAUGUACCAAAGCCGCAGACAUCCAAGCCAGGGAAAGAGGUGUCUCCUUUACUGGAAAAGAGAGCCUGUAACGACCAUGCCUGCGACGGAAACGAAGAUUGUUGGGAGUUGAACUGCGACGACUGCGUGUGGCGGUCCCAAUACUGUGGAGGAGGAUCUUGGGGCUGUAUCAACUACUACCGUUGCUCAGAAAUCUAUUGA